UAUGGCCAGACCAGGAAAGAACCGCCCAAGCUGGGCGGAACCGGUUCGCGCCCCCUCCACCACUGGGGCAAGCGACGUCUCCGGGAGAUGAUGGCCCAAGAAGGAUCGAGGGGCAAGUGGGUACCCCCCUCCAAAACACACAUACACAACGGGCCCUGCCACCUCCCCAGGUCUGAUGGUGGAGAAGCCAGGAACCUUCGCCCUGGCUGCCCCAGGGGAGGAUGAGAAAUUCCGCAGCCCUCAGCUGAGAUUGGCAACCAAGGCUUUAUCCCCUGGUAGGCUUUGCAGGAAACUUGCCAGGGGCAGCUGAGGCCGGGUUCCGGGUGGUCCACCAGCCAAUUACCUGGCCCUUGCCUGCCCCCCUUUCUUCCCGGUGGCCACCAUCGGAUCGCAGGAGCUGCCGUGGCCUGACUCAGCCAAUAUGGAGGGGGGUGCUGGGACUGUCCCCUGUGAACACUUUGAGGCCAACGCGCUUGCCCAGGGUUGCUGUCAAAACUGCUUUCACCCCGAGGAGGCCCACAGAGCGAGGAGCCAGGAGCGGGGGAGCCCUCCAGGUGCUGAGGUGCCUUACUGCGACCUGCCUCGCCGCCUGCCUGUCUCUGAGGGUCCUCUCGGUUCCUCGACCUCCGGCUGCCAGUCCGUGGUGGGCCUGGGCCUUGGGCCAGGGCCAGAGAGGGGCCCGUCAGCAGGGUCCUCUGCAGAGGGCCCCACAGCCGCCCCCAGGAGCCAGGGCCAAGAGGCAGUGCCCUACCUGGAGGGUCUGGCCUCCUCCCUGAGCGGCAGCUUCGACGAAGGCCCCGACUCCGGCACCAGCUCCAGCCCUGAGUGCAACACCCCUGAUGAUCCCAGCGACUCGUCCUCCGUGGACUGGGACACUGUUGGAAGGCAGGAAGAGGCUCCCAGCUGGGACGAGCUCACCGUGAUGAUCCCAAGGAAGCCCCAGGAGGGGCCCAGAGCUGACAGUGCCCGAAGGGUUCCAUGUCCCGUCACCCGGGCCCCUGCGGGAGGAGAUACCGCAGGCCAGAGAAAGGAAGACACUUGCAGCGGGAGCCUAAGUGCUGGUCAGCACUGGGCCAAGCUCCGGGGAGAAAGUGGAUACUUCUUGGAGCAGCACCGCUCAGCGCUGACCCAGGCUUCCUGUGCAACGCCACAGAGCGGACCUCGAAGUGCCACCCCCCAGGCUUCCUCUCUCCAUCGUUCUACCCAAAGGGACGUUAUCCAGACUGCUUCCACGCAGCUCGCUAACCCCCGAGCCUCCUCUCCCCAACAAAUCACCCAACGGGACAACCCCAGGACCUCUUUCACACAGCAAAACACUCCCAGCGCAUCCUCUCCUUCAAGACUUGUCCAACGGGAUAACCCCAGAGCCUCCUCUCCCAACAGAACCACUCAACGGGACAACCCCAGGACAUCCUGUGCCCAACUGGACAACGCCAGAGUGUCCUCUCCCAACAGAACCACUCCAAGGGACAACCCCAGGACAUCCUGUGCCCAACGGGACAAUCCCAGAGCCUCCUCUCCCAACAGAACCACCCAACGGGACAACCCCAGGACAUCAUGUGCCCAACGGGACAACCCCAGAGCCUCCUCUCCCAACAGAACCACCCAACGGGACAACCCCAGGACAUCCUGUGCCCAACGGGACAAUCCCAGAGCCUCCUCUCCCAACAGAACCACUCAACGGGACAACCCCAGGACAUCCUGUGCCCAACGGGACAACCCCAGAGCCUCCUCUCCCAACAGAACCACUCAACGGGACAACCCCAGGACAUCAUGUGCCCAACGGGACAAUCCCAGAGCCUCCUCUCCCAACAGAACCACCCAACGGGACAACCCCAGGACAUCCUGUGCCCAACGGGACAAUCCCAGAGCCUCCUCUCCCAACAGAACCACUCAACGGGACAACCCCAGGACAUCCUGUGCCCAACGGGACAACCCCAGAGCCUCCUCUCCCAACAGAACCACUCAACGGGACAACCCCAGGACAUCAUGUGCCCAACGGGACAAUCCCAGAGCCUCCUCUCCCAACAGAACCACCCAACGGGACAACCCCAGGACAUCCUGUGCCCAACGGGACAACCCCAGAGCCUCCUCUCCCAACAGAACCACCCAACGGGACAACCCCAGGACAUCCUGUGCCCAACGGGACAACCCCAGAGCCUCCUCUCCCAACAGAACCACCCAACGGGACAACCCCAGAGCCUCCUCUCCCAACAGAACCACCCAACGGGACAACCCCAGAGCCUCCUCUCCCAACAGAACCACUCCACGGGACAAUCCCAGGACCUCUUCUACCCAAAAGGACAACCUUAAAACCUCUUGUACCCAAUGGAACAACCCCAGAACCUCUUCUACUCAACGAGACUACCCGCAAUCUUCCUCUCGGCGGGACAACCCUGGAACUUCCUCCCCUCGAUGCUCCACUCAACGGAACAAUCCCCGGAAUGCUUCUCCCCAUCGUACUAACAAAGAUAUCCCCUGGGCCUCCUUUCCCCUCCGCCCAACCCAGAGUGAAGGCCCCCGAACCUCCUCCCCAUCUCGCUCCAAGCAAAGUGAGGUCCCCUGGGCAUCCAUUGCCCUUCGGCCAACCCAAGGUGACAGGCCUCAGACCUCAUCUCCCAGUAGGCCAGCUCAGCGUGACCCACCCUUGUCCUCCUCUGGAUCUACUCAGUAUAGCCCACCACCCCGGGCCACUUCCUCUUCCCAUAACCUGGGCCACCACAGUGCCUCCCGGACUUCUUCACCUCUGUACCCUGCUACCCGCGGGGCACCCCAGACCUCUUCUGAGCCCUCCCAGCCUCCAUGUUCUGUGUGUAUUGGGCAUCGGGAUGCUCCUCGAGCUUCUUCCCCUCCUCGCUAUUUGCAACAUGACCCCUUCCCUUUCUUCCCAGACCCCCACGCAUCUGAGAGUGAAUCGCCCCACCACAACCCCCCCUAUAUACCUCCAGCUGUGUGCAUCGGACACCGGGAUGCCCCCCGGGCCUCCUCACCCCCCCGCCACGCCCAGUUUGAUCCCUUUCCCUUCCUCCCAGACACAUCAGAUGCUGAGACUCAGUCCCCCCAGCACGAUCCUCCUCAGUUCCCCCCACCUGUAUGUAUCGGGUACCGUGAUGCACCCCGGGCCUCCUCCCCGCCUCGCCAGGCCCCAGAGCCCUCCCUCCUGUUCCAGGAUCUCCCCAGGGCCAGCACCGAGAGCCUUGUCCCCUCCACAGACUCUCUGCACGAGCCUCCUCACAUCCCCACCCCCGUGUGCAUUGGGCACCGGGAUGCCCCCUCCUUCUCAUCCCCACCACGCCAGGCCCCUGAGCCCUCCCUUUUCUUCCAGGAUCCCCCAGGGACUAGUAUGGAGAGCCUGGCCCCCUCCACCGACUCUCUGCAUGGCUCCCCAGUGCUGCCCCCCCAAGUGUGCAUCGGACACCGGGAUGCACCUCGAGCCUCCUCCCCGCCCCGCCACCCCCCCAGUGACCUAGCGCUCCUGGCAUCCUCACCUCCGCCGGGCAGCUCCGGGGGCUCCCGGGGCUCGGCGCCCCCUGGGGAGACCAGGCACAACUUGGAGAGGGAGGAGUACAGCAUGCUGGCCGACCUGCCCCCGCCCAGGAGGCUGGCGCAGAGGGAGCCAGGCCCCCAGUGCGGCAACGGGGGCCGUACCCGCAGCCCUGGCCGUGCAGAGGUGGAGCGCCUCUUCGGGCAAGAGCGCAGGAAGUCCGAGGCGCCGGGGGCCUUCCAGGCCCGGGACGAGGGGCGGUCGCAGCGGCCCAGCCAAGGUCAGAGCCAGCUUCUCCGAAGACAGUCCAGCCCUGCCCUCAGCAGGGAGGUAGCCAAGCCCCUUGCGAAGCAGGCAGAACCGGCCCGGCGGAGCCAAGCGGAGCCCCCUCAUCCCAGGAGCCCCGAGAGGCGGCCUGAAGGGGACCGGAGGCUCCAGGGGUCCUCGCUGCCCCCGAGGACAUCAGCCCGGACCCCUGAGAGGGAGCGGCGGCCAGAAAGAUCUCUGGAAAGUGGCCGGGCAGGCCCAAGACAGCCUCCGGGGGGCCGGCAGAGUCAGGAGGAGUCUCCAGGUGCCCAGGGCCCUCACAGAUACCUGGAGAGAGGCUGGGGCAGCCUGCCAGAGCUGUGUCCUCACCAGCCUACGAGCCCCCCGGAGAGCUCCAGGGUAGGCCCCGAGACCCCCACCACCACGGGCCGGGGUGCUGAGGGAACAUGCCCACACCGGCAUAGCCCUGAGAGGCGACCCGAGCUUGACUGGAGGGACCUCGUGGGCCUCCUCGGGGCACUCCGAGAGGGGGCCUGGGCCUGCAUGGAGGCGUCGACGCUCGCCUCCCGUCUUCCCAGGCUAGACUGGGAAGGCCUCCUGGAGCUCCUGCAGGCCCGGCUGCCCCGCCAGGACCCAGCUGGACACGGGGGUACCCUGGCCACGGCUUCGGGGCCAGAGGUGGGUUCCCCCGCCACAAACGGUACCCUGGAGCGAGAGCGACAGGGCCAGCCUGACGGCUGGGUGGAGGCCACCCUAGUCAACGGACAGAAAGCUGGGCCGUGGCCCCAGAGCUCUGCCCAGCCACCCAGCCCUGACUACGUCUCCACCCAGUGGCCAAAGACCAAAGUGACACGUGGACCGGAGACCUCGACUAUGGCUAGUCUGGAGGAGAUGGGCCAGCCGGGGAGCAGGAGCCCUGCAGAGGGUCCCAGCUUGCCAGAGUGGGAGCCCCUGGCCAGACACACGGGAGGAGCUCAGCCCCAAUGGAUGAGUGAUCGGUGCCUGCAAGACACAAAUGGAGGAUGGUUCCAAUCAGAGGAGCCUGAGGAAUCAGAACCAAGCAAAGGCCAAGACUCACUGACCGACCAGAAGCAGGCAGAUUCGGCAGACAAGAGGCCAGCGGAGGGCAAGGCUGGGAGCCCACUCAAGGGCCGACUGGUGACCUCAUGGCGGAUGCCCGGGGACGUUCCCACGCUGUUCAAUCCGUUCCUGCUGUCUCUGGGGGUCCUCAGGUGGCAAAGGCCCGAUCUGCUCAACUUCAAGAAGGGAUGGAUGUCGAUCUUGGACGAGCCUGGGGAGUGGAAGAAGCAUUGGUUUGUGCUGACAGAUUCAAGCCUUAAGUACUACAGGGACUCCACCGCAGAGGAGGCAGACGAGCUGGAUGGCGAGAUCGACCUGCGCUCCUGCACAGAUGUCACCGAGUACGCGGUGCAGCGCAACUAUGGCUUCCAGAUCCACACCAAGGAUGCUGUCUACACCUUGUCGGCCAUGACCUCGGGUAUCCGGCGAAACUGGAUCGAGGCUCUGAGGAAGACCGUGCGGCCAACCUCUGCCCCGGAUGUCACCAAGCUCUCGGACUACAAUAAGGAGAACACGCCGCACAGCACCCAGAAGGGCUCCCUGAAGGCGGGGGAGCAGCGGGUGGGCUCUGAGGUCAUCGGUCGGGGCGGCCCGCGGAAGGCGGACGGGCAGCGGCAGUCCCUGGACUACGUGGAGCUCGCCCCGCUGACUCAGGGCUCCCCGCAGCGGGCCCGCACCCCGGCCCGCGCUCUCGACCGCCCGGCCAAGCAGGAGGAGCUGGAGCGGGACCUGGCGCAGCGCUCCGAGGAGCGUCGCAAGUGGUUUGAGGCCACGGACGGCAGGCCCGUGGAGACGCCGACCGGCGAGGCGCCGCGCCGGGGCCUGGGGGCCCCCCUGACCGAGGACCAGCAGAGCCGCCUCAGUGAGGAGAUUGAGAAGAAGUGGCAGGAGCUGGAGAGGCUGCCCCUGCGGGAGGACAAGCGGGUGCCUCUCACCGCCCUGCUCAACCAAAGCCGCGGGGAGCGCCGCGGGCCCCCGCGUGACAGCCGCGAGGCGCUGGAGAAGGAGGUCCAGUCUCUGCGCGCCCAGCUGGAGGCAUGGCGCCUUCAAGGAGAGGCCCCUCAGAGUGCACCCAGGCCCCAGGAGGACAGCCAUAUCCCCCCGGGCUACAUCUCGCAGGAGGCGUGCGAGCGCAGCCUGGCCGAGAUGGAGUCCUCGCACCAGCAGGUGAUGGAGGAGCUGCAGCGGCACCACGAGCGGGAGCUGCAGCGGCUGCAGCAGGAGAAGGAGUGGCUCCUGGCCGAGGAGACGGCGGCCACGGCCUCGGCCAUCGAAGCCAUGAAGAAGGCCUACCAGGAGGAGCUGAGCCGGGAACUGAGCAAGACACGGAGUCUCCAACAGGGUCCAGAUGGCCUUCGCAAGCAGCACCAGUCGGACGUGGCGGCGCUGAAGCGGGAGCUGCAGGUGCUGUCGGAGCAGUACUCGCAGAAGUGCCUGGAGAUCGGGGCCCUGACGCGGCAGGCCGAGGAGCGUGAGCACACGCUACGGCGCUGCCAGCAGGAGGGCCAGGAGCUGCUGCGCCACAACCAGGAGCUGCACGCCCGCCUGUCAGAGGAGAUCGACCGGCUGCGCGGCUUCAUCGCCUCGCAGGGCACCAGCGACGGCUGUGGACGCAGCAGCGAGCGGAGCUCCUGUGAGCUGGAGGUGCUGCUGCGGGUGAAGGAGAACGAGCUCCAGUACCUGAAGAAGGAGGUGCAGUGCCUCCGGGAUGAGCUACAGAUGCUGCAGAAGGACAAGGAGCGCUUCACUUCGGGAAAGUACCAGGAUGUGUACGUAGAGCUGAACCACAUCAAGACACGGUCAGAGCGGGAGAUCGAGCAGCUGAAGGAGCACCUGCGCCUCGCCAUGGCUGCGCUGCGGGAGAAGGAGUCGAUGCGCAACAGCCUGGCCGAGUGAAGGUCCUGGUGGCCCAGCCCCGCAGCAGACGCCCCCAGACUGAGGGGACCAGUCAGUCGCCCUCCUUCCUGCUGGAUGGAAGUCAAAAGCCAAGCUUUCUCCCCGCCCGCUGUGGGCCGCACGUGCACUCGUCCCCACCACACACGCACACAGGUGCACACACGCGCGCGCACACACACACACACACACACACACACACACACACACUCUGCGUAUCUGAGCGCGCCCCUCGCACUGGGUCUUACAUUUUGCACCUUCUUCAGGAUUUUAUAUGUGAAGAGAUUUUUAUAUAGAUUUUUUUUCCUUCCCCCCCCCCCCAACACUUUAUACUUUGAAAAAACCAAUUCCCGGACGCUGGCUCCCCCUCUGUCUCCAGCCACGGGGGGCUCAGGCUUCUGGGCCCGUGGCCCUGCCCCAGGGGGGGGGGGGGUCCAGCAGGGGCGCAGCAGCGGCCACGGCAGCGUUGACUCUGAUGGGAGAGGCAGGGAGCCAGCCAGCCACCCUCUUCCUACCCUACCUCCCACUAACUACUUCCUGCCCCGAGGGGACCCACACCUUGGGACUCUGGACGGAGGGACAGAUGGGCAGAGGGAGCCGGCAGCUCCCUAAGGCUUCACCUCCUCCUCCGAGGGGGUGCUGGGCACGGAACCACUGGAGCCGCCCCAUGAAGGCGUUUCUCUUCUGCUCCAUGAGCCUUCUUAACUUAAUAAAAUAUUCCCGUGGC
This is a messenger RNA of Felis catus (domestic cat), 7451 nucleotides long. It is a transcript of the gene TRIOBP, whose product is annotated as TRIO and F-actin binding protein. The coding region runs from base 422 to 6727 and encodes 2101 amino acids. The record is from RefSeq and is a predicted model, not a curated record. Gene Ontology annotation, biological process: positive regulation of substrate adhesion-dependent cell spreading; actin filament organization. The transcript is spliced from 24 exons. NCBI's taxonomy places the organism in Eukaryota, Metazoa, Chordata, Mammalia, Carnivora, Felidae. Gene Ontology annotation, molecular function: actin filament binding. Gene Ontology annotation, cellular component: actin cytoskeleton.